Messenger RNA from Rhipicephalus microplus (southern cattle tick), 2091 nucleotides. RefSeq names its product cholinesterase. Gene Ontology annotation, cellular component: plasma membrane. Lineage: Eukaryota; Metazoa; Arthropoda; Arachnida; Ixodida; Ixodidae. Gene Ontology annotation, molecular function: acetylcholinesterase activity. Gene Ontology annotation, biological process: acetylcholine catabolic process; choline metabolic process. The record is from RefSeq and is a predicted model, not a curated record.
AUGCAGCACCCCAUGUCGCCUCCAUCGGUGACACCAUCUCCCCACACGGCCACGGAAACGUCAAUGGCCCACUUGCCCUUCGCGUCCAGCUCGCACCCGAUGGCGGGGCAGAAUGGGAUUACUCACGGGGCUCCCGAACACACCUCUGCUCCAGUUCUGCACUUGCCCGCAGUCUCCGAUGUGAUCCACAGCUUUUGGAGCAUGCGCUCGGGAGGACACAGCUCGCACUCAUACCUGGGAAACGUGAAAACCAGGGACUUGGCAUUCACGGUCGCGCUCAUUCUCAGUGCGAGCAUCGUGGCACUGGUGCUGGUCGUGGCUUAUCGAAAGGGACGGGCCGAGGACAGCAACGUGACCGCAGUCGGUCGCUUCGGCAAGUACUACGGCACCGUAUCCAUGGUGCACGGCGUAGCCGUGGGCACUUUCUUGGGCGUGCCGUACGCCGACCCACGCACGCUGCGCUUCGGAGCGCCCGUGCCCUGGUACCUCGAGCAGGAGCAGUUUGACACCAGGUCACCUGCGCCAAGUUGCGCACAGGCGUCGCCAAGGCUCGAUGAGAUGAACGCGAGCACAUCGGAGGACUGCUUGCAUCUCAACAUAUGGGCUCCCGCCUGUGGCUCUCGCCCUUGCAGUGGCAAUAGGACGGUCGUCGUCUUCAUCCAUGGCGGCUUUUUUCAGACGGGCAGCAACAACAACCCUCAAUACGACGGCCGCGCACUGGCCGCCCUGGGUGACGUGGUCGUCGUGGUGCCCAAUUGGAGGCUGGGCGUGCUUGGAUUCCUUAGCCUGACUCAAAGUGACGAUGUUCCUAUCAACGUCGGUCUCCUGGACCAGGCGGAAUCACUGCGCUGGAUGGCAAGAAACGUGGACGCCUUUGGCGGCAACAAGUCCGACUUGGUGGUCGUCGGUCACGGCUCCGGUGCCUCGGCUCUCGCUUACCACCUGAUGGUGGGCCAGGGCCUCAGUGAUGUCGCUCCCAUCCUCAAGGCUGUCUUUAUGAGCGAGAGCCCAAUGACAAGAUAUCCGGUGUUCAGUCGAGGCGGGAAGAGUCUCCAGAACGAGCACUGGAACACGUCGGUGCAACUUCUGUGCAAGGAGGCCGAGCCCAAUUUGCUGAGCUGCCUGCGUAGUCUUCCAGUGGAAGAACUGCUACGAAGACAGCGCGCGGCCCCGCUAGAGCUUCCCCAGUUCUUCCCCGUGCUGCCUGUGAUGUGGCCAGUCCACCUGUGGAAAGCACUAAAGAUACCUGACAACGUGACGGUUCUUCUGGGAUUCUCGGAGCACGAAGGGUCGGACCUGAUGGAUUUCUUCCAGCGAUUCUUUCGGUUGGACAACGAAACGAACACGGGCGAAGCUGUGCGUACCAUACUGGCGCUGCUCAGCUUCUCGUCGGCAGAAGCCACUGACAUCAUGGACCAGUACUUUAAGGACGCCGUGACCGCCAGUUGGGCCGAGCAGCUGUUGUCUGACCUACUGGCCGUCUGUCCCGUGCGCUUCUACGCGGAAUACCUGCGUAAAUCUGGCAACUGUGUUCUUGGAUACGUGCUUCACCGCCAGAGUGCGGACGAACUACCAAGAGACUACGCUGCACGACUUCUCUUCGGGUCCCCUUUGGUGCUGGGCGCAUCCUCUUCGGAGGAGAAGGUUUUAAGCCGAGAAGUGAUCAUGCUAUGGGCUACUUUCUUGAAGACUGGUGGCACCGGUACCAUGCAGCAGCAACAGCAGGCCUCGGAACUGAGUGACAGUGGAACAGUGCAAGUAGCGGCACAAGCUAGCCGCACGAGCAACAGUGCUGGUGGUUACACGGCCUCUGGCAGCAAGCGUCGUUCAUUCCCAUGCGACCAGUGCCCAGUCGUGGCCACUGACCGGGUUGGAUAUGAGCGGCACCAGCGCACACACACGGGCGAGAAGCCAUUUGCGUGUCCAACUCGCGGCCGCCGCUUCAACCAGAAGUCUAACAUGGCAACGCACAUGCGCCGGCACACGGGCGAGAAGCCGUUUUCGUGCGAUGUGUGCAGUCGUCAGUUUGGUUUCAAGGUGGCACUUGUUAAGCACAUGCAGGAGGAGCAUACUGUUGAGCCGCUCAAGUGA